AAAUAGCCAAGAACUUUACUUAGGCCCUGAAUCUGAAUUAUCGAAAACUGUGCAAUUUGGAUUUAAUAUUAUAUUUUGAUUUUAUUUCAGUGAUUAACUAUUAUACUUAUAUCAUUAAAAAUUUGAGUGUAUGUGUUAUAUUUGUUAAGAUGUGGAUCUGCAUAAAUAUUGUUUAAAGGCCAAAGUAUAUUUUCUCUUUUAGGUCUAAAGGCUUGAUCACAGUAUUACGGUCACAAUAUCGGUCGUGAUGAAAAAACAUCUGUAAACUGGAAUAUCUAAGAAUGGCUGAAUUUUUCGAUGAAGAAAAUGCAGUAGAUUUAUCUUAUAAUGAUUUGGAUACCUUUCCUGAUUUUUUAAGUUCCCACGCUACGAGAUAUAUCUCAUUGAAAUUGGAUCAUAACAAUAUCACCAUAUUAUCAAGGCAGAUUGGAAAAUAUGAAUCCCUCGUUACCCUAGACAUUUCUGAUAAUAAAAUGACCUAUCUAAGCGAUGAGCUUACUCGUCUUAGUAGUUUACGAAGUUUAAUAGCGAAAAACAAUAGGCUCGAUGAAGAUACUCUGCCCAAGAACUUUGGAACUAUGAAAAGCCUACAGCUUAUCAAUUUUGCUGGAAAUCGAUUCAACGAAUUGCCAACGCAGUUUACUGAACUUGAAAAUCUUAACCGACUAUUUAUGGGUGCUAAUCGCUUAAAAACUCUUCCAGAAAGCAUCAGUCAAUUGACGCAAUUGGAGGUAUUAUAUGUUGGUGGUAAUAAGUUACAGUCAAUACCUGAAUCAAUUGGUGAUUUAAAGUAUCUAACAGCUAUGAUCUUAUCAGAUAACCAGCUAACAAGUUUACCUGAUAGUAUUUUAAAAUUACGUCGUUUGCAAUCAUUAAGCCUACAUAAUAAUCAGUUGCAAACUUUACCUCCCCAGAUUGUUGGGUUACAACUUACAGAAUUAAGUUUGCGUAAUAACCCUUUAGUUAUUCGAUUUGUGGAAGAUUUGAUAUGGGAACCCCCUUCUCUCAAAGAGCUUGCUGGUAGAGUAGCCAAACGACAUCAUCUUACAUAUACCGAGUAUGAUCUUCCAAGGUGUCUUAUUGAGUACUUAUCCUCAGCUCAUCAGUGUGUCAAUCCGAAGUGUCGUGGAGUAUAUUUUACUUCAAGAGUUGAACACGUCAAAUUUGUGGAUUUCUGCGGAAAAUUCAGAUUACCGCUUAUGCAAUAUUUGUGUUCACCUGCAUGUACAGCUGAAUCACCAAGAGUCAGAAAGUGCUCAGAGACGGAUUCAGACGAAGACACUCCAGUUACCCGAAUGAAAAAAGUGCUAUUGGGAUGA
Molecule: messenger RNA, 1319 nt
Organism: Dimorphilus gyrociliatus
Lineage: Eukaryota; Metazoa; Annelida; Polychaeta; Dinophilidae
Source: the annotation of a GenBank genome assembly